AUGGCAGAAAGAGUGGUUGACGAAGUUGACGAAGGACAAAGCGUCGUGUACUAUAUGCCACAUCAAGCCAUUUUGAGAGAAUCUAGUAGUACGACUAAGACUAGAGUGGUGUUCGAUUGCUCAUCCAGUUGCGGCUCAACAAAAUCGCUUAACCAGUGCCUAGAAGCUGGACCGAACUUAAAUCCGGACGUCGUGGGAUUACUGCUGAAUUUCCGGGUCCAUAAGAUCGCCUUGGUGGCCGAUGUAGAAAAAGCCUUUUUGCAAAUAACCGUGAGGGAAGAGGACAGAAACGCCUUACGGUAUUUGUGGUAUGAGACAAAACCAGAAGCGGGAAUGCCACUACCACCGGUAGAAAGCUGGAGGAUGACGAGGGUUCCCUUCGGCACGACGGCAAGCCCGUUUUUGCUCGCGGCUACUUUGCGCAGCCACUUCAAGAUGAUGGAAGAGGAAUAUCCAGAAACAGCACGACUCCUUAGUAGCCACAUGUACGUGGAUGAUCUUAUAACCGGAGCAAAUGACGUACAAGAAGCACAGAAGAUCGCAAAAGAAGCGACGGCGAUCUUGGAACAAGCGAAAAUGAGGCUGCAUAAGUGGGCACAAAUCAUAGCGACGUGGCGCGAGUCCCUCCACGCAGAGUCGGGCGAACGAGCAUUGGGUGAUCCCAAAGAUAUGCAGAAAGUGUCUAGGAAUAUCGUGGUUGCCGGACACGGACGUUUUAACAUUUGGCAUGAGCGACUUGUGGAGUCUACACCAUGA
This is a messenger RNA of Ornithodoros turicata, 756 nucleotides long. RefSeq lists its product as uncharacterized. The coding region runs from base 1 to 756 and encodes 251 amino acids. NCBI's taxonomy places the organism in Eukaryota, Metazoa, Arthropoda, Arachnida, Ixodida, Argasidae. The record is from RefSeq and is a predicted model, not a curated record. The transcript has a single exon.